Messenger RNA from Zea mays, 586 nucleotides. RefSeq names its product phospho-2-dehydro-3-deoxyheptonate aldolase 2, chloroplastic-like. Gene Ontology annotation, biological process: aromatic amino acid biosynthetic process. The record is from RefSeq and is a predicted model, not a curated record. The transcript is spliced from 2 exons. Lineage: Eukaryota; Viridiplantae; Streptophyta; Magnoliopsida; Poales; Poaceae. Gene Ontology annotation, molecular function: 3-deoxy-7-phosphoheptulonate synthase activity. Bases 55 to 408 code for a protein of 117 amino acids.
UGCUAGAUCUGAGCCGACCUGUUCCGACUUUGUUGUGCACGGUAGGUGGGGAGGAUGGCUGGCCAGUUUGCCAAGCCAAGGUCCGAACCGUUGGAGGAGAGGGAUGGCGUCAAGCUGCCAAGCUAUAGGGGCGACAACGUCAACGGCGACGACUUCACCGAGAAGAGUCGCGUGCCAGACCCGCAGAGGAUGAUCCGCGCCUACUCGCAGUCGGUGGCGACGCUCAACCUGCUCCGCGCGUUGGCGACCGGAGGUUACGCUGCCAUGCAGCGCGUCACACAGUGGAACCUCGAUUUCAUGGAUCACAGUGAGCAAGGUGAUAGGUACCGCGAAUUGGCCCAUAGGGUGGAUGAGGCUCUUGGGUUCAUGACUGAGCAGGGCUUACAGUUGACCACUGACGACUACUGACUUCUGGACCUCGCAUGAGUGCCUUCUCUUACCCUACAAGCAGUCUCUUACCCGUAAAGACUCCACCAGUGGCCUUUUCUACGAUUGUUCAGCCCACAUGUUGUGGGUUGGUGAGCGCACUCGUCAACUCGAUGGAGCGCAUGUUGAAUUCCUUUGUGGUGUUGCCAACCCUCUUGGC